Anolis sagrei ordinatus is the source of this 1177-nucleotide messenger RNA. Its product is annotated as amine sulfotransferase-like. Gene Ontology annotation, biological process: sulfation. Gene Ontology annotation, cellular component: cytoplasm. Gene Ontology annotation, molecular function: sulfotransferase activity. Lineage: Eukaryota; Metazoa; Chordata; Lepidosauria; Squamata; Anolidae. The record is from RefSeq and is a predicted model, not a curated record.
AUUUACACUCAUUAGGAAUAUACUAUUUAAUAGCAGCCUUUAUAAUUGAAAUAAUCCAAACAGGAUAAGAUCCUUUGCUGACUUUAACGAACAAAUCUCAGGAGCUACACUAGAAAUGGAGCCAUCAGAUAAAUACAUGUUCAAACACAGGGAAUACUAUUUUGUCCAAGACAUGACUACACCUGAAUACAUUGAUUCACUGGAGAAUUUUGAAAUCCGGGACAGUGAUGUAUUUCUGGUCACUUUUCCAAAAUCAGGAACCAUAUGGACUCAGAAUAUUUUGAGCUUGAUUUAUCAUGAAGGCCAUCGAAAUGGAACUGAAGACAUGGACCUGGUAGACAGAGUUCCAUGGCUGGAGUACAACCUCCGCAAUGUAGAUUAUGUUAAGCGGUCAUCACCUCGUCUCUUUGCCAGCCAUCUGCCCUAUUGCUUACUGCCAAAGGGAUUAAAAAAUGGAAGAGGAAAGAUUAUUUACGUGGCCAGAAACCCAAAGGAUGUAUUGGUUUCCUAUUAUCAUUUUUCCAAAGUUUCUCAAAAAUUGGAAGAAGUGGAAGACUUUGAAGUUAUUAUGGAGAGGUUUUUGGCUGGUAAAGUGAUAGGAAACUUAUGGCUAGACCAUGUAGAAGGAUGGUCUGCUCAGAUGGACAACACCAACAUUCUCUUCCUUAUGUAUGAAGAAAUGAAGAAGGAUCUGAGAAGCGCUGUAUUGAAAAUAUGCAACUUCUUAGGAAAGAGACUAAGUGAAGAGGAGAUAGAUGAUGUUGUGGAUAUGGCUUCAUUUGGCAAAAUGAGUGCAGAUCGUAGAGCCAAUUAUACUACCCUAUCCUCUGACCUCCUAGAUUUCAGCAAAGGAAGCUUUCUGCGCAAAGGUACUAUUGGAGACUGGAAAAACACAAUGACAGUUGCACAGAAUGAAAGAUUUGACAGUGUUUUCAAGAAACGGAUGGAAAAGCUACCCAUCAAGUUCUGCUGGGAUAUCAAUGAUAAAUUAUGAAUAAGGAUGGACAAACCUGCCUCUUUUGUUUUUUUACAGAUCUGUUUUAAUUUGCUGAAGCAACAGAUUUAUUCCAUUUUGUUUUCAAAUCAGAUACAUUCAAUAAGAUAGCUGGUAUGGCUUUUGUUUUAAGUUUAUGUCAAAACUUUUAUAAAAAAAACUUUCUAAAAUUAGUAGAUGUAU